AUGGAGCAAGUCAUGACGCGCCGUCCACCCAAGUUCAUCCCAGACUACCUCACCCCGAUGCCCUCGCACCUGCUAGCAACCCUCCUCACCGACCUCACAACCGGCACCGCGCCGCGGCCGCGGCCGUCGUCGCCCGCGGUGCAAACCCCGCCGCCGCCACUACCGCAGGGCCACCACCUCGUCUACUUCCCCAUCCAGACGCCGCCGUCGGGCCUCGCAGCCGACGGCGCCGACGGCGACCACGAGCCGCCGCCGCAGGGGGGGCUGCGCCGCCGCCGGCUGUGGGCCGGCGGCGAGCUCGUCUUCCGCGACGGGUGGCGUCAGGGGUUGCGGCUGGAUGGGCGCCCGUGGGCGUGUAGCGAGGCGCUCGAAAGGGUGCGCCGGGUGCCCGCUGGACAGGGGGAUAAGGUCUUUGUCGAUGUGUGGCGACGCUAUGGGCUGGGCCAUGAGAGGGAGCGCGAGGGGUGGGAUGUUGAGGAGAGGCGGACGCUGGUGUUUAUGCCCAUUCCGGACCUCAAGCCUGCUGCCUCCUGCUCCUCCUCCUCUCCUUCAAAGACAUGCGAGUCCCAGCCUCCUCCGACUCGGCGGUUUGUCAAAUACCCGCACCCGCCCAGCCUCAGCGUCCCCAUCCGACCCCCGACCCCAGCCCACCUCUUCCACUUCUCAGCCCUGACCCUCAACGCCCACGCCAUCCACCUCGACCCGCGCUACGCCGCCGCCACCGACGGCCACCGCGCCCUCCUCGUCCACGGGCCUCUCGCCCUCGCCCUCAUGCUGCGCGUCCUCGCCGCCGCCUGCAGCGACAGCAGCGACCAUGGCCGCGCCGAGGGCAUCGUCCGCCGCCUGACGUACCGCAACUACGCCCCGCUCUACGUCGGCGAGCCCAUGACCGUCUGCGCGAGGAGGCUUGCCGCCCCGUGCAUGUGGGAUGUUUGGGUCGAGGGGCCUGGCGGUGCUUUGGCCGUCAAGGGCACGGCUGAGGUCGAGGCCGAGUGA
This is a messenger RNA of Hirsutella rhossiliensis, 996 nucleotides long. Its product is annotated as itaconyl-CoA hydratase. Gene Ontology annotation, cellular component: mitochondrion. The coding region runs from base 1 to 996 and encodes 331 amino acids. Gene Ontology annotation, molecular function: (3R)-hydroxyacyl-[acyl-carrier-protein] dehydratase activity. The record is from RefSeq and is a predicted model, not a curated record. NCBI's taxonomy places the organism in Eukaryota, Fungi, Ascomycota, Sordariomycetes, Hypocreales, Ophiocordycipitaceae. The transcript has 2 exons.